Molecule: messenger RNA, 1067 nt
Organism: Dendroctonus ponderosae (mountain pine beetle)
Lineage: Eukaryota; Metazoa; Arthropoda; Insecta; Coleoptera; Curculionidae
Gene: Ssu72
Product: RNA polymerase II subunit A C-terminal domain phosphatase SSU72
Exons: 2
Coding region: 164-751 (195 amino acids)
Biological process (GO): termination of RNA polymerase II transcription
Cellular component (GO): nucleus; mRNA cleavage and polyadenylation specificity factor complex
Molecular function (GO): RNA polymerase II CTD heptapeptide repeat phosphatase activity
Source: RefSeq, a predicted model, not a curated record
CUGCAGGAGUAUAUCUGUCUUUAUCUAUGACCUCAGUCAUCAAUACGUUAAUCACAGCUUUUGGUUAAACAUCAAUCACUCAAGCUCCCUUUACAUAAAUCCCUUAUUUGUAUCCUCCUGAACAUUUUCCCUAUAUCAGCUCGUUUAUCUCGAACUACUCAAAAUGGGAACAGUCAGCGACUUGCGAAUAGCCGUGAUAUGCUCUAGCAACAUGAAUAGAAGCAUGGAAGCGCACGCUUUCCUCUCCAAAAAGGGCUUCAGGGUGAACUCUUUUGGAACAGGCGACAAAGUUAAGAUACCAGGCUCCGCUGCGGACCGGCCUAACAUCUAUGAAUUCGGCACUUCUUACGACGAUAUCUACAAGGAUUUGCUCGAAAAGGACAAAACACUCUAUACUCAAAACGGGUUGCUGCACACGCUGGACCGAAACAGACGAAUUAAGAGCCAUCCUGAGAAGUUCCAGGAUAGCACCGAAAAGUUUGAUAUCCUGGUCACUUGUGAGGAAAGGGUUUAUGACCAGGUGUUGGAGUUCAUGGAAAACAAGGCUCCUUCCGACAACUCCAUAGUUCAUGUGAUCAAUAUAGACAUUCGAGACAAUUUAGAAGAAGCAACGAUAGGCGCCUUUUUAAUCAGUGACCUGUGCAUGCACAUAGUCACAGCUGAAGAUCUAGACAAUGACAUUGAAGAAGUGCUGCACUCGUUUGAAGAAAAAUGCCAACGACCGAUACUGCACAGCAUAGUUUUCAACUAGGAAUUCCAAGGGCCUUGUAACAGUUGCCACCGUUUCCUACUACUACAUUUGCUUUGCAUUUUUGCAAGAUCGGCGAGAGCGAUAUCUCAAUUGUUAAAUGUGGUUUCAAGCAGGUAUAUUGGAAUGAAAGUCUAUUUUUUGCAAAUUAACUUAAUCGUACGUCUGUAUAUAAGGUAUCUGUAUAUAACGACACUUUCGAUAUUAAUGCUGCUAAUCAGCUCAAUUGGAAGUAUUCUAAUCCAAUCCUAUCCAGCAAGUUUUACUCAAUAAAGCAAACUGUUAAUUGAUAUUUCAAUGCAGCGGGAUUAAACCGCAA